Molecule: messenger RNA, 5176 nt
Organism: Symphalangus syndactylus (siamang)
Lineage: Eukaryota; Metazoa; Chordata; Mammalia; Primates; Hylobatidae
Gene: MAN2B2
Product: mannosidase alpha class 2B member 2
Biological process (GO): mannose metabolic process
Cellular component (GO): lysosome
Molecular function (GO): carbohydrate binding; alpha-mannosidase activity
Source: RefSeq, a predicted model, not a curated record
GGAUGCAGAGGCUGGAGAGUGGAGUCCAGCUGUGAGCCUGGCCGGCCAUGGGGACAUGUGUUAGUGAGUACUGUCCACCUCAGACUCAGAGCAUCUGACCUGAGGCUGUGGGGAUGCAGGGGUCCCCAGGGGGUGGGCAGGACAGAAGGAGGAGGCAGACCUGCUUGGAGAACUUGUUCUCAGUUUCCGUUUGUUACAUAAUGGGCAAGAGGACCAGCACUUUUGCUCAGAGCUGCAGCUCUGGCUCCGCUAGGAAAUGCCAGGCAGGGGCACAGCCAUGUGAUUCUCAGACAGUAAACCCCAAGCCACAGACCUUUGCUUUCUGGGGCAGGGAGUAGUGGACAGGGCUGACUCCAGGCAACAGUCCCCAAUAGGCUGCACCAAUGCGACCGCACCUCCCCUGAGUGCAGGCAAGGGGUGCUGUGCUCAUGCUCUCAGCCUGGGUGCAUCCUCACUUUGUUCACAGCUCCUCUAUCGGACCCAUUUCACUGAGGCUCAGCGAGGUUACCUAUGUCGCCCCAGGUCACCAUCCAGUAACCCAGAAAGCUUCUCUUGGCUCCUCCACUAACUGCGUGAUCUCGGACAAGUCAGUUACUAUCUCUGAAAGCCAGUUCUCCUCCUUAAAAUGGAGACAGUUGAGCCAGGCAUGGUGGUUUAUGCCUGUAAUCCCAGCACUUUGAGAGGCGGAGGCAGGAGGAUCGCUUGAGCUCAGGAGUUUGGGAUCAGCCUGGGCAACAUAGUGAGGCCCUCAUCUCUACAAAUUUUUUUUAAUUAGCUGGGCGUGGCAGUGUACCCCUAUGGUCCCAGCUACUCAGGAGGCUUAGAUGGGAGGAUCACUUGGGCCCAGGAGGUCAAGGCUGCAGUGAGCCCUGAUCGCACCACUGCACUCGGGCCUGGGAGACAGAGUGAGAUCCUGUCCAAAAAAAAAGGAGACAGUCCCAUAACAAGCCCCCAUGGCGCCGCCCAGAUGGUGUUUCCACGCGAGGGAGAGGCGGGAAAGGGUUGUCAGGGAAGGUUCCUGGUGGCAGAGCUCACAGGGUCCGUGCUGAGCUGAAUUUUGCACAGCAGCCUCAGAGUCCCGGAGCGGAGUCCAAAGGGUGGGAUGCAGGUAUUGCGAAGAAGCACACGCUCCGAGAGGCACCACCAGAGCGUGGGCUUUGGGCGAGGAGGGGUCUCCUCUGGUUAGGGGAGAUCUGACAGGCUUGGGGGAGAUGGAGCUGAAAGGAUGGACAGGGAGGGAAGGCCAGAAAGCUGGAGACGGGGAUGGAGAGCUAAACCGCAAAGAGCAGGCGCCCUGCCCCGCCGCGGGCCCCGCGCCUCCAGCUCCCCCUUCCCGAGCUUCUGGAGGUGGGCGUCCAGCCAGCAACCAAUGGGCCCCGCCCCCGCCCUUAGCCAAUGGGCCGCGUCCCCGCCCGCGCGGCCGCCCCGCCCCUCGCGGACGCGGAAGUGGGCCUGGCACCUUCCCGGCCCGCCGCAGGGAUGGGGCAGCUGUGCUGGCUGCCGCUGCUGGCACCGCUGCUGUUGCUGCGACCGCCGGGGGUCCAGUCCGCCGGCCCCAUCCGGGCCUUCGUGGUGCCCCACAGCCACAUGGACGUGGGCUGGGUCUACACUGUGCAGGAAAGUAUGCGGGCGUACGCCGCCAAUGUCUACACCUCAGUGGUGGAAGAGCUGGCCCGCGGCCAGCAGCGCCGGUUCAUCGCUGUGGAGCAGGAGUUUUUCCGGCUGUGGUGGGAUGGCGUCGCCUCAGACCAGCAGAAACACCAGGUCCGCCAGCUCCUGGAGGAAGGACGCCUGGAAUUUGUCAUCGGAGGCCAGGUCAUGCAUGACGAGGCCGUGACGCACCUUGAUGACCAGAUCCUGCAGCUCACAGAAGGACACGGGUUUCUCUAUGAAACAUUUGGGAUCCGGCCACAGUUCUCCUGGCACGUUGACCCGUUUGGCGCCUCUGCCACGACCCCCACCCUGUUUGCGCUGGCGGGCUUCAAUGCCCACCUCGGCUCCCGGAUCGACUACGACCUGAAGGCAGCCAUGCAGGAGGCCCGGGGGCUGCAGUUCGUGUGGCGAGGGUCCCCAUCCCUCUCAGAGCAGCAGGAAAUCUUCACGCACAUCAUGGACCAAUACAGCUACUGCACCCCAUCCCACAUCCCUUUCUCCAACAGGUCAGGAUUUUACUGGAAUGGCAUGGCCGUCUUCCCCAAGCCUCCCCCAGAUGGGGUGUACCCCAACAUGAGUGAGCCCGUCACCCCAGCCAACAUCAACCUCUAUGCUGAGGCCCUAGUGGCCAACGUGAAGCAGAGGGCCGCUUGGUUCCGGACACCCCAUGUCCUCUGGCCCUGGGGAUGUGACAAGCAGUUCUUCAAUGCCUCGGUGCAGUUUGCCAACAUGGACCCGCUGUUGGACCACAUCAACAGCCAUGCUGCCGAGCUCGGUGUCUCGGUGCAGUAUGCCACGCUGGGCGACUACUUCCGUGCCCUGCAUGCUCUCAAUGUCACCUGGCGUGUCCGCGACCACCACGACUUCCUGCCCUAUUCCACAGAUCCAUUUCAGGCCUGGACGGGCUUCUACACAUCCCGCAGCACACUGAAGGGGCUGGCCCGGCGAGCCAGCGCCUUGUUGUAUGCCGGGGAGUCCAUGUUCACACGCUACAUGUGGCCAGCACCCCGUGGGCAUCUGGACCCCACCUGGGCCCUGCAGCAGCUCCAGCAACUUCGCUGGGCCGUCUCCGAGGUCCAGCACCAUGAUGCCAUCACUGGGACUGAGUCCCCCAAGGUGAGAGACAUGUACGCGACGCACCUGGCCUCGGGGAUGCUGGGUGUGCGCAAGCUGAUGGCCUCCAUCGUCCUAGACAAGCUCCAGCCCCAGGCACCCAUGGCGGCCAGCUCCGGUGCAGGGCCUGCAGGACAUUUUGCCUCGGUCUACAACCCGCUGGCCUGGACGGUCACCACCAUCGUCACCCUGACUGUUGGUUUCCCUGGAGUCCGCGUGACAGAUGAGGCGGGCCACCCAGUGCCCUCGCAGAUCCAAAACUCAACAGAGACCCCAUCUGCGUAUGACCUGCUUAUUCUGACCACAAUCCCAGGCCUCAGUUACCGACACUACAGCAUCAGACCCACUGCAGGGGCCCAAGAGAGCACCCAGGAGCCGGCUGCCACUGUGGCCAGCACCCUUCAAUUUGGCCGCAGGCGGAGGAGACGCACCAGACAUGCAGGCAGGUACUUGGUGCCUGUGGCAAACGACUGCUACAUUGUGCUGCUCGACCAGGAUACCAACCUGAUGCACAGCAUCUGGGAGAGACAGAGCAAACGAAUGGUGCACGUGACCCAGGAGUUCCUGGAGUACCACGUCAACGGGGAUGUGAAACAGGGCCCCAUUUCCGAUAACUACCUGUUCACACCGGGCAAGGCCGCGGUGCCUGCGUGGGAAGCUGUGGGAAUGGAGAUCGUGGCGGGACAGCUUGUGACUGAGAUCCGGCAGUACUUCUACAGGAACAUGACAGCACAGAAUUACACGUAUGCAAUCCACUCCCGGCUCACCCAUGUGCCACAGGGCCAUGACGGGGAGCUGCUCUGCCACCGGAUAGAGCAGGAGUACCAAGCCGGCCCCCUGGAGCUGAACCGCGAGGCUGUCCUGAGGACCAGCACUAACCUAAACAGCCAGCAGGUCAUCUACUCAGACAACAAUGGCUACCAGAUGCAGCGGAGGCCCUACGUUUCCUAUGUGAACAACAGCAUCGCUCGGAAUUACUACCCCAUGGUUCAGUCGGCCUUCAUGGAGGAUGGCAAAAGCAGGCUUGUGUUGCUGUCGGAGCGGGCACAUGGCAUCUCCAGCCAAGGGAACGGGCAGGUGGAGGUCAUGCUCCACCGGCGGCUGUGGAACAACUUCGACUGGGACCUGGGCUACAACCUCACGCUGAACGACACCUCAGUCGUCCACCCAGUGCUCUGGCUUCUGCUGGGAUCCUGGUCCCUCACCACUGCUCUACACCAGAGGAGCGCAGUGGCGCUGCAGCACAGGCCCGUGGUGCUGUUCGGAGACCUGGCCGGGACUGCGCUGAAGCUCCCAGGACCCCAGCAGCAAGAGGCCGUGACGCUGCCCCCAAAUCUUCACCUGCAGAUCCUGAGCAUCCCUGGCUGGCGCUACAGCUCUAACCACACGGAGCACACUCAGAAUCUCCGGAAAGGCCAUCGAGGGGAAACCCAGGCUGACCUCCGCCGUGUCCUCCUGCGGCUCCACCACCUGUAUGAAGUGGGCGAGGACCCAGUCCUGUCUCAGCCAGUGACAGUGAAUCUGGAGGCUGUGCUGCAGGCGCUGGGGUCCGUGGUGGCAGUGGAGGAGCGCUCGCUCACAGGGACCUGGGAUGUGAGCAUGCUGCAGCGCUGGAGCUGGAGGCCGGGGCCUGGCCGCCGCAGAGGUGACAGCACCUCUCCCUCGAGGCCACCAGGCGGCCCCAUCAUCACCAUCCACCCAAAGGAAAUCCGGACGUUCUUCAUUCACUUUCAACAGCAGUGAGCCCUGGGCAGAUGCCCCGGCCCCAGGACUUCCCCCAGGAACUCCAUGUAACAGAACUGACCCAGGACAGGGAAAAGCAGCGUGGAGGGACGGAACUAGGGAGUCAGCUGCUCAUCUGCAGGCUAAUGGCAGGAAAUGGUCAUAUUUGGGGUUUUGUCCCUAAUUUUUUUUAAAUAAAAAUUACAUUACAAGAUCCAGGUUCUUCCCCUCCCACACUCAAUCAAGCCAGCCCUCUCCUCUGCUGUCACAUAAAGGAUAUUUGGCACGCUCACGCGUCAUUCAUUCACAAAAGACAAACCUAGGAUGUUCUGCCUGAGGCAGAGCACAAGACCCACAGCAGCACCGAAGCGCAUCUACUGUCCGGGCCCUGCCAGGCUUGCCCAGGCUGCCGGUGGUAACUGUGGACCUACUGCAUGCCGCGUGUUUUCAAGACUCAUCCCAUGCUGGCAACAGCCUUGCAAGGGGCUUGGCUCUGCCACAGGGCAAGAGAGGAAGUUGUAGCGCUGAGCUGGAGUUCCAGCCCCAGAUGUCCACCUGUGCCUCGGCACCGCCUGUCGAGCAGAGAAGGCACAACAGCCGUCAGAGUCCAGGAAGAGAUGAAACCACACAGCAGGGAUGUCCAAUAUCAGAACUAUUAAUAUCAAUAAAAGUGUAACCUUCCAAGGUC